Molecule: messenger RNA, 835 nt
Organism: Strongylocentrotus purpuratus (purple sea urchin)
Lineage: Eukaryota; Metazoa; Echinodermata; Echinoidea; Camarodonta; Strongylocentrotidae
Gene: vps28
Product: vacuolar protein sorting-associated protein 28 homolog
Exons: 7
Coding region: 135-809 (224 amino acids)
Biological process (GO): protein transport to vacuole involved in ubiquitin-dependent protein catabolic process via the multivesicular body sorting pathway
Cellular component (GO): ESCRT I complex
Molecular function (GO): protein-containing complex binding
Source: RefSeq, a predicted model, not a curated record
UUUACUGUAUUUUGAUCCUUCCUUCAUGAUUCACCAUCAGCCCUCAUCAUCGUCCUAAAUCUACGUUUUUAUUAAAUCGUGAGAGAUAAAGUCCGUAAAAGUAACACUUUUCGUGACAUACGUUCUAUUUCAAGAUGUUUUCAGGCGUCCCAGUAACUCAGGGCUCAUCAUCGGCAUCCAGUCAUCGUCCAGAACUAUAUGAGGAGGUGAAACUUUACAGAAAUGUGCGAGAAAGGGAAAAAUACGAUAAUAUGGCUGAACUGUUUGCAGUAAUCAACUCCUUGGAAUGGCUGGAGAAAGCAUACAUCCGAGAUGCAGUCCCUGCAAAAGAAUACACAGGUUCAUGUUCCAAGCUUCUGAUGCAGUACAAGGCAUCUUUCAGACAUGUCAAGGGGGAGUUCACAUCAGUGGAAGACUUCAUGAAGAAGUACAGAAUGAAUUGUCCAGCAGCAAUGGAGAGGAUAAAGGAAGACCGUCCAAUCACAAUCAAGAAAGACGACGGGAACACCAGCGAAUGCAUUGCGCAGAUUGUAUCGUUAUUCAUCACAGUGAUGGACAAGCUUCGGCUAGACAUGAAGGCAGUGGAUGAGGUCGAACCAGAGGUCCGGGAGCUCAGUGAGACCAUGAGUAGGAUGGGGACUCUACCGGCUGGAUAUGAUGGCAAGGAACGCAUCAAUAAAUGGUUGACGACAAUGAGUUCCAUGAGGGCAGCAGACGAACUCUCCGAAGAACAGAUCAGGCAACUCCUCUACGACCUGGACUCGGCGUACAACAGCUUCAUGAGAACACUGAGUGGUGGAUCACAAUAACUAAAGGCAAGAUGACUUCCGCUGUA